AUGUCAGCUUGGACACAUUUGGUGCGCUUUAUAGCCGUGAAUGAUGAUAAAGUCCAUUUGGGUCAACUAGUCGACCCAACGUGUGAUGUCGGCCUAGACUCUACCAAUGGAGUCCCCAUCUAUGUAUAUGAAAUAGAGGGAACAAUGUUUAAUGGCAAAGUAACAAAAAACAUAUUGGAAGUCCGCAAGGUCUGUCAGACAUGCUAUCUAUCCCAGAAGGCUUUGCAUAGACUGAGAUUUCGUCACAGCUACUCUCACCAAUUAUUCCAGAAGAGUGUCCCUACAUUCGUUGUGUUGGUCUUAACUACAAGCUUCAUGCACAGACAGGAGGCCAGCAUGAAAAUUCCCACCGUCCCGGCAAUUUUCUCCAAGCCCCGUACCGCGAUCACCAAUCCGUACCCGACCGCAAUCAACAUCCCGAAGAUUGCUCAAGAUGGCUCAAGCGACUACGAGGCCGAGCUGGUCAUUGUGAUCGGAAAGCCUGCCCGGGACAUUACAGCCGAAGAAGCUCCUUCGUAUAUUCUUGGGUACACAGCCGGGAACGAUGUCUCAGCGCGGGAUGAGCAGAUGAAAACUCCAAUGCCUUGCUUCUCUAAGGGUAUGGACUCUAGCUGUCCAUUGGGCCCCGCCUUGGUCUCCACAACCGCAGUUCCUAGCCCCGAAAACUUGACAAUCAGGGCAAUCUACAAUGGGACAAUGGUUCAGGACGGCCAUACCAGUGACAUGAUUUUCGGAGUGGACCGCCUCGUGGCCUAUUUGUCGCAAGGAACUACGCUUGAGCCUGGAACGAUUAUCCUGACAGGGACACCACCGGGAAUUGGAUACUUCCGGUCCCCCAGAAUCUUCCUUGGAGAUGGAGAUGACAUCCGGGUUCAUAUCGAGAAAAUCGGGACCCUGAUUAACAAGGUUCACUACGAGUAG
Penicillium verhagenii is the source of this 921-nucleotide messenger RNA. Its product is annotated as fumarylacetoacetate hydrolase family protein. Gene Ontology annotation, molecular function: catalytic activity. Lineage: Eukaryota; Fungi; Ascomycota; Eurotiomycetes; Eurotiales; Aspergillaceae. The transcript has 3 exons. The record is from RefSeq and is a predicted model, not a curated record. Bases 1 to 921 code for a protein of 306 amino acids.